This is a messenger RNA of Liolophura sinensis, 2577 nucleotides long. RefSeq names its product protein FAM200B-like. The coding region runs from base 1 to 2577 and encodes 858 amino acids. The transcript has a single exon. The record is from RefSeq and is a predicted model, not a curated record. NCBI's taxonomy places the organism in Eukaryota, Metazoa, Mollusca, Polyplacophora, Chitonida, Chitonidae.
AUGCCGCGUCCAAAGACGACUAGAGUUAGCCAUAACAAAAAAGCGUCAACGUAUAGAUCCGGCCGAUUAAACAGCACAGAGGACCUGAAAAAUCCACAAAAAAUAACAGAUUUUUUUGGCGGUAGUGGUCGAAAAAAGGCAAGGAUUUCAGAAGCAAAUGAAACACGUGACGGCAUCGAUAGUGAGGGAAGUGCUGCAGAGCCAGAGGUGCCGGAGUCGGGCGUGCUGAUAUCCCCUAGCCCCGAACCGGCGUCGGCAAGCACCAGCGAAACACCAAGCACUUCUAAACUUCACACCCAAGAAAACUUGGAAAAUAUACAGGAAAAUGUCGACAGCGAUAGGCCUUCAACACCAGAACAAACCGAGUCUUUAGACUAUAGCACAACGGAGGGCAAAAGAUCUGACGGACGAACAAACAGGGACGGUCAAUCACGGGCCCAGUGGGAAAAAAUUUUUUCUUGGCUUUAUUACAGUCAUGACCAACAAGGUUGGAAGUGCAAAUUAUGUGAGGAAUAUGCUGUAACAGGUGACGAGACAUGGAAAAAUAAAGCAGUUAAACUAGAAGGCCAUCCAAAAAGGGUUUUAGAAAAUCACAGCCGUGGCAGUAAACACCAGAAUGCCAUUACUCAGAAAAGAGCUAUACAAGCCAUGGUUUCCAAGGGAAAUAUAACACAGCAGAUAACGAGUUCUUUGGCAAAACAAAAACAAACAGAACAAGCCCGAAAUCAGAGAGUAGUCGAAAAAUUGAUAAAAUCAACAUACUUCAUUGCUAAGAAAAAGUGGGCAGUAAAACAGAACUUUCAAGAAUUUGUGAAUUUUAUUGCAAAUUUGGGAGAGGAAGACUUACGAUGGCAUUGCCAAUCUAGUGCUAAAAACGCCACAUACUUGUCAUCUACAAGCGUUGAGGAAUUUCUGUGUGCGAUAAACUGUUGUUUAGAGACAGAUCUUCUCGAUAAGCUGGCCUGUUGCUCUGGCUUUACCAUCUUAGCAGACGAAAGCACAGAUGAAAAAGAUCGAGAACAACUCACCAUCUUCAUCAGGUACGUGGACAGAAUAACACACAAGGUUAGUGAAGAAUAUUUAUCAAUUGUUCAAAUCAAGGCUGAUAAAACAGCUGGGUCGCUUUUCACUGAGGUGAUGGGCGUUUUAAAACAGAAAGGACUUGAACCGAAAGAAAUUCGAUUUACUGGGUUUGAUGGAACAAACACAAUGUCUGGUGAAAAAAACGGACUUCAGAGAAGAAUUAGGCACAUAUCCCCUCACGCAAUAUACCAGAAUUGCAGAAAUCACAAACUGGCUUUAGUAUUCGUACACUUAAUGAAGAAAUUCCCAUUACUUCAGCAGCUGGACAAAGUAUUGCUCACAGUUUGGAAACUUUUCAAACACUCAACUAUCAAGUUCGCCGUUUUUGAAGAAGCACAGGCUGUUGAAGGCCUCACGCCUGUUAAAAUUUUGAAGGCUUGCACAACACGGUGGCUGAGUCACGGAGAAGCAUGUGUGAGGAUAUUGUCACGCUGGGACUGUUUGCUGGAUUCUCUUGACACUCUGUUCGCUAAUCGAGGCGAACCUGAAGUAAAGGGCUGUAGAGAUCAGCUUAUUGAAGUGUGCUUGAUGGCAGUUUUACUCGCCGACGUGCUGAUCGCCGUAAAUCAGUUCUCUAAGUUUCUUCAGAGAAAGAACCUGGAUUUCACAUCUAUUCCGGCAAGAUUUCAAAAACUGAAAUUAGCUAUUUCAGAGCUUUCUGCAAAUUUGGAUCUAGGCAAAUACUUUUCACAAGCAAGAAAAUUUGUGGAAAAGAACAAGACAAGAGCAGAGAUGGGGAGACGCCUCAGACGGGAAGACAGCUUUCUUGAUCACGAUCAGUCUGUUACAGAAACUGUGGAACAAUUCAAACAAACUGUAGCAAGACCAUUUUUGCACAGUCUUCUACAAGAAUUGGAGGAUGCCAUAUCAAUCAACAACCCUGUGUUAAAACAUUUUGAUGUGUUUAAUCCUUCACUCAAGCCUCAAGUUAGUGACAGGCUUGCUCACUUGGAUGCUCUCAUUGAGUUUUAUGGUGACACACAGUUGGAUACUCACGGGGGUGAAACAAACACUUCCUAUCCUUUAAUUAAUAGGCAGGAAGCAGUUGGAGAGAGGUCAGAUUUUCUACAAGAAUUUGAUCAGGCUUACGAAACUUGUUGCUACGAUUUCAGGACAGAAGUUGCUAAGAUGGUCCGAGAAAAGAAAAUCAAAAAGAUGGACACCAGUGACUACAUUGACAGUCAUCCCGUGGAAUCUGCCUCAGUUUAUCAGCAAAUGUGUGCUUCUGGGUCAGGGAGCUUAACUACCACAAAGCACUGUAUGAAAUUGUUUGAAUUGGCACUACUAAUCCCGCCUUCCACAGCAAACGUAGAAAGAGGUUUUUCUACCAUGAACCUCAUUUGCAGCUCACUGAGAGCCUCACUCAACCAAACAAGCUUGGAUCGUUUCAUGAGAAUAAACCUGAAUGGCCCUGACAGCCUUUCAGAAUCAUACGUGAAAAGAAUAGCGGAGAAAUGGGCUUCAGUGAAAGAUCGUAGGAUCCUGCCUUGCUGA